Messenger RNA from Mucor mucedo, 1011 nucleotides. RefSeq lists its product as uncharacterized. Bases 1 to 1011 code for a protein of 336 amino acids. The transcript has a single exon. The record is from RefSeq and is a predicted model, not a curated record. NCBI's taxonomy places the organism in Eukaryota, Fungi, Mucoromycota, Mucoromycetes, Mucorales, Mucoraceae.
AUGCUCCCUUUGAAUGAUAUUGUUGCUACUGUUCCUAAGGCUCCCAACUUCCAAGGGUCAGGCUGCACUGUCAAAUACAAUCAAGGCCGUUUUGAUCUGAUUCGUUAUGGUAUUGAUGAUGAACUGUCUCGCCUCUGGUUCGGCACAAACUUCGCCAAUCGUUAUAAGCGUCUUGUCCCUGGCUCUCCACUCAACAGCCCAAAGUUUCUGAAGGUCGUUGUUGCUCCUAUCAUUCUUUGGUCUGAUGACACAUCUGGUAACAAGUCGAAGCAAUAUAAUGUUUUUGACAGUUAUUUGAUGUACCUUGGUGCCAUGUCUCUGGAAAAGCGAAGCCGUAGAGAAAAUACCAUGUUCAUUUGUACAUCAGACAAGAACCUGCAAGCGGUUGAUAUGUUGGGCGCAAUUGUGGAUGAUCUGUCCAAACUCGAACAAGGAAUUGAAGUGUAUUCUUAUGAUCACCAAGAAUAUGUCCUUCUCGUCGCUCCUUUGCUUUUGUUUAUGGCGGAUAACCCUCGACACUCACAAUUAGCUAUGCACAAAGGUACCAGCUCCAAGUUUCCCUGUCGCAAAUGUCUCCGACCAAAAGCAACAAACCUGUCAGACAUUCUUCGCUCUGAUCCGGACACCUUAGAGCCUUACAUCUUACACAGGUAUGAUGGAAGAACAUUAGCACAAUUGAAGGAUGUACUUCGGUGUCAAGAAGAAGACAAGCCAAGAUACAAAACCUACACUGAUAUUUUCAGUUUUUCUGUAAAUGGUAGUGAAGAGUUUUUACGUCUCCAGUCGUUCGACCCCACAUUGGAUUGUCCUGUCGAAGUACUUCAUACUGUUCCUCUUGGGUGUAUCAAAUACCUUGUAGAUUAUUUGAUUAAGCAGAUACUAUCCGUUGCAGAGCGAGAGCGUCUUGGUAAUGCUAUUUCGAAUGGAAGAAACAACCAGGCAUACUCCAGAACAUUUAGAAACAAUCUUCGCCAUUGUGGUUCAUUUGUUGGAAGAGAUUACAAGCAUUGA